This is a messenger RNA of Styela clava, 9256 nucleotides long. The record is from RefSeq and is a predicted model, not a curated record. NCBI's taxonomy places the organism in Eukaryota, Metazoa, Chordata, Ascidiacea, Stolidobranchia, Styelidae.
AUCACAAUAACGGGUUUAGUUCUUGAACAAGGACAAUAUGGGAGGAACGGAUUUUCACGUCCUAAAACUCCUAAUUCUUAUAUCCGUAAUCAAAAUAAUAUCUGUGGGGGGAUACAGUUUAAAUAAUUUUUAUCCACCCUGGGGAGGUAGUAAUGGAGCUACACCCGUUCGUCUUCACGGAGAAUUCACUAUCAAUCCUUUCAAUACGGGAGUUGGGCCCGAAAUCCCAGAAUUGAAAGUUUUUUUCAUUGGAGAACACCAAGUUUUUGAAGCAGAGGUUGAAAAAGAUUCAACGAAGGAGCAUGUAAUUGGAUGCUACACAAGACCAAUGCCCGUCGGCAAAUAUAAAAUCUGCGUGGAGAUUGAAGGGGACCAAUACUGCAAGUCUACUUUUCAUGUUGUGUGGUGGCGUACACCCUACAUUGCAGAAUUCCAUUUUUCUGCUGAUCACGAUUCAUUUGCCGGAACACCUCGCAGUUUACUGACAGUCGAUGGGAGAAUUUUUACUGAUGUUUAUGGCACAAAUGACAUUCGCAUGCUGGGAUCGGCUGAAGAAUUGACAAUUCGACGAGUUUAUGCUGGUUCAGAAGAUUGUUCACUAGUCGACGAAAAUGAUGAUUUGUACGGCCUACAGUUGGAUUCAGAAGGUUCGUGGGAUGGCGAAUUCACAUGUAAAAUGAACAGCGAAUAUGUCGGUAACAACAAUUUCAGUUUCAUUGUUACUGGUUAUGGAAGAUCAAAGGUUAACGAGAACUUAAUGAGAAUCACAGGGGAGGACAAGAUCUACAUGUUUCAAACUUAUGCAGAGGUUACUGGAAUCAGCCCACAAUCGGGAAGUGAGGAAGGAGGAACAAUUAUAACAGUUUCAGGAAGAUAUUUUGAUCCCAACCCCACAAAAGACACCCAUGUAUGGGUCGGCCGUGAGCUUUGUGAAAUAAUUGAAGGCUCGCAGACAGAUACUGAGUUGAAAUGCAUCACUCCAUCAAAACCAUCCAUUAUGGAACUUUAUCCAGGGUCCAGAGGAGUUAACGUUGAGGUAUGGUACGAUACACAGAUGAAUCUUGAUGAUGCUAGAGUAUCGCUUAACUCCACUCAUGAUGGAUAUGAUACUUGGGAAGCUGAUUCUGCUGGGUAUUCAUUUGAAAAUGUGACAACUAUAGUGAAAAUUACUGGAACUUUUGAAGUUCCUGUGGAUGACAAAUAUCAGUUUUAUAUCAGAUCAGAUGACGGAAGUGUUUUGUAUUUGUCAUGCGAUGGAAAUUCUGCCAAUGUGGAGAAAGUGGCUUAUGCAUCAUCUUAUGCUCCUCAUUUUAGACACUUUUCAUCACAAAAAUCGGAUUGGAUGGACCUAGAUAAAGGCCAGUUUUGCUAUUUUGAGGGACUUGUUCAGAAUUAUCAAGGGCCUGGUAAUAUUUAUAUCGGUGUCUUGCGUGCAACAACUACUUUGACUAGUGCUCAGUCUGCAAAUGCAUGGAUGGAAAGGCAACAAAUAUUAUGGCAAGCACAGGAAAAAAAAGAGAAGCAGGUUAUUUCAUUAAUAAACUGGAAUCCUGAAACACCAUUGUCUGAAGUUCAAACUGUUGAAGUUUCAAGUAAUUGUUAUCAGACAGAUUUUCCAGAUGUAAUUUGUGCAAGUGAAUUCUAUGUGCUCUCAUACCGCGGACGCCACACUAAUGUGCUUUCUGUAAAUGCUCUUGAUUUUGAUGUUCAAGAGGCUUUAAAUAAAAUUAUGCCAACUGAUGAUGUUGAAGUAUCAGUAACAUCCACACCAAUGUUAGAUGUAAAUGGGAAUGAAAUUGGAACAUCAUACGAAGUUACAUUCAGUGGAUACAUGGGAGAUGAACCUGCACUAGUUGUAGAACAUGCCAGCGCCAAUGUUACAGUUGAGGUUUCCGAAGACACAAAGGGUUCUCCAAAUUUUUUGAAGUUUUCACUUAAUUUCCUGGGAAGGAUCACUGAUGCGAUUCGAGUUGAUGCAACUGCUGAAGAUGUUCAGGAGGCAUUAUGGAAAGCAAGAGAAGCAAAAUGUGUUGAUGAACUUAUGAAACUUAGCUCGUUGUUUAUCAGAGAGUUUUUACAUUUUGAAGGAAAUAAACCUUCUGAUUACUCCGAAUCUGGUAAAAGGACAAAGAAUAUGGAUGCUUUUUGUGGAAGCUCCUCUCUCCUCAACCCACAUGAUGUUUUUGACUCUGGUCGUGAUCAUUUUUCAAAGUACAGUGUGGAAGAGUUUCCUUAUUUUUGCUUUGCACACAAAGGUUUGUUUCUGAACAAACUUUCAAUAAAAUUUGAAUAUGUUCGACCAUCAGAUGGAAGAGUUUUAACGCCGGAAGUGAAAUUCUUUGAAAAUGAUAUUGUAAUGACAGAAAAUGCUUGGAGUUAUAGUUGUUUCAACAUUGAAGAGGCUAUCAAAGAACAUGAUGAUUACAUGGAUGCUCAAAACAUCAAGAUACUUCGUUUGGCUGGUUUUCAAACUAUCUCUAAUCAACAAAAUUUUUAUAUUGACGAAGUGUUGAUAACAAGAACUAUACCGGAUGAUCUAGAAGAUAUUGUCAUCAGAAGGCAACCACCAGCAAUGUAUCAAGGUGAAGUGAUUUCUUCAAUCGAAGUUGAGAAGUUGGAAUCAAACCAUACAGAGUUUGAGAUUACUUUCUCUCCAUAUAAUUGUGCCCAUGAUCUUCCAUUAUUAUCGGUCGUUAAUGCACCGAUGAUGUUGGAACAAUCUGUGGAUGCUUCUCAGUACAACGGUAUUGGCUGGCCUGUGGGAACUGUUGUCAAUGUAACAAGAACUCAGAAGACUAAUAUUCCUGUUGGAGGAACAUUUGAUAUAUCAUAUGACGAUGAUGAACUUGGCCUUCUAUCUUAUUCUGGUAUUCCUGGAUCAAUUGCUCUUAAGGAGUUGGAGGCAAUAUUAGAAUCAAUGGGAUUGGGUGACAUGAAAGUUUGGGGACAUCAAGAUUAUUGCUAUUCAAGAAGAAUACUUGUUGAAUGGGUGGCAAAUGGUGGAGACAAGAAAAUGUUUGAUAUUGAUGACACAAAUAUACAAGGGGAGGAAGACUUACAAUUUCAUCAUUACUUCCGGAAUGGUGGGGCUUUGCAUGCACCAUUUGGAGGGGAUAUGACCAGACGUAUGUAUAGUGAAUCUCAGGUUGAAGUAUUGAUGAAUGGGAUUCACUCUCGUUGUGAUGGAGAUUGCUCUUUCUCAUAUUCAAAUGCUUUAACUCCAGUGUUGACUUCAAGCUCACCUUCCUCCGGAAGUAAUCCUACUCCAAUUACAAUUGUUGGAACCAACUUAGAUGAGAGUAGUAGUGGAUCAGAAGUUCUCAUAAAUGGAGUGGAAUGCACAAUUACUUCACAUACUUCCACAGAAAUCAUUUGUACUACAGGCAGCAUGGAAUAUGGAGAUCAUGAUAUUAUUGUUCGUGUUGGUGGUAAAGGGUAUGGAACACAACCCGACCCUGCUCUUUCUUACACUCAAUUAUACUCUGUAUCAUCCAUUUCACCUUCUAGUUCAUUCACCCCAGGAGGGAUAUUUUUGACACUUACUGGUGUUGGUCUGAGUUCUUCACUUUCUGUUGAAAUCAAUUUUGUGGAUUGCCCUGUUGUGUCAGCAUCACCUACAACUAUUCAGUGCGUUGUUCCACCCUCUUCUACUGAAGCAUCAUACUCUGUUGAGCUAAUUACUAACUCUGGAACGAGAACAACAGUUGGUACUUUUGAGUAUUCAAAUGCUGGAAUGCCAGUUGUCACAUCUAUUUCUGGAGAAAACAUUAUGGGGCCGGGAGGAACAUCUGUGAUAUUGAGUGGUUCUAACUUCGGAACUGUGAUCGAUGAUAUUUUAGUUACCAUAGGAGGACAAACUUGUGAAAUUCUUAACUUAUCUGAUACAUCAAUUGAAUGCACUUCACCAUAUCUUUCCAGUGGAACGUAUUCAUUGGAAGUUCUGCUAACUGGUCUUGGAGCUGCUGAUCUUGGAACAAACAGUAUUCCUGAUAUUGUAUAUACUUUUAUUGUAACUGAUAUCCAACCAAGAAUGACUUCAUUAUUUGGCGGGCAGACCUUGGAACUAACAGGAAAUGGAUUUUUGGAAGACACAACUGUUUCAUUGGGUUAUGUUGAUUGUGAAGUUACAAACAUUAUGUCAACCUCACUUUCGUGCACAUUGGGUUCAACUGCACAAAUUCAUUACAUUUAUAAUGAAGGAAGCCAUGCUGAUUUUGGUUUUGGUUAUGCUUGGCUUCCUGAUGUGAUGACAAUUGUACAAGGAGAUACAGUCGUCUGGGACUGGUACUUUCCAGAGUGGAUUGAUGACAUUGAUGGCAUCGAAAUAUUCGAAACAUCUGUACCAGAUGGUCUAACACACAACGGUGGAUUUUUAUCAGGAUAUGAUAGGACUUUAACAGGAACAUUCUCCCAUACCUUUACCUCGGUUGGAACCUUCUACUAUUCAAGUGGAUAUGUUGAUGAUGAAGACUAUGGUUCAAUCCUUAUGUCUGGAACUAUAAAUGUUGUGGCACUAAGUGAUAUUUCUCUAGGAUUGGAAGUUCAAAAUAAUGGAAUUUCUGCAGAAAUCAAUUUAGUCACCAAUGAUGGAAUAACUAAAAGAGGAGCUCCUUGUGUGCCACUCAAUGCUGGAAUAGAUGGAUGCGCUCCAAGUCGCAAAAAAAGGGAUAUUGGCAUUCGUAGUCGAACAAAAAGAGGAACAGGUUCUAUAGUAACAAUAACAGAAGAUUACAAAAAUCAAUUUUUACACUCUCAUAAUAAUGCAAGAUCGAAUGCGUAUCCACAAGGGUCAAACAUUAUACUAAUGGAAUGGAAUGAUGAAAUUGCUGCCAAUGCAGAAAGUUAUGCAGAGCAAUGCACUUGGGGUCAUAGCACUUCCGCAUCAAGAGUUACGAGUGACCAUGGUCAACUAGGAGAAAAUCUUGCAAUAUAUACCAGAGGAAAUUCCUUGAGCAAUAUUGCCAAUGCUGCUGUUGUUGACUGGGCUGAUGAAGUAGCUUUCUACAAUUUCAGCACUUUAUCGUGUCAAGAUACAGAAGUUUGUGGACAUUAUACACAAGUUAUCUGGGAUGACAGUUAUGCUUUGGGCUGCGCCAUUGCUGACUGUGAGGAAGCAGACAUUGAAAAUGAUCCAUUUACUGACGCAGAGUAUCAAGGAGCUUAUUAUAUUGUUUGUCAAUAUGGACCAGGAGGAAAUUUCAACCCAAGCACUAAUCCUCCAUAUGACGAAGGUGUUCCAUGUUCAAACUGUCCUGCUGAGUUUCCAGCUUGUGAUUCAACAUAUACUUUGUGUGCAAAGGAAACUGGUGGUGGUGGGGAUGGUAAUGGCGAUGGAGAUGUUACCGCAUCAGUGUGCUUCACCCCAACUAUAACAAGCAUUUCACCUCAAUUUGGGACUGUUGAUGAUGUUAUUACUAUUGAAGGAACCGGAUUUGGUGAUGAUAGUUGCAGAAUAUCUGUUGUUAUUGGUGAUGAUAUUUCGUGUACAGUUAAUUCAUCAACAACAACCACCAUAACUUGUACUCCCAAUCCUAAUGCUGGUGCAAAUAUUGGUAUUUCUUAUGAGGUAAUUGUCAAUGUGUUGGGAUAUGGUGAUGCUUUUGUUGAUAUACCCACAGAUGCUGACAAAAGAUUUGCUUUAUUGCCCUCCAUAUCAUCAAUUACACCUGCUACUGGAUCUUUAGCAGGGGGAACAUACAUUGAUAUAUUAGGAACUGGUUUUAUGGAUGAUGUUACAAGUGUUAACAUUGGAGGGGACGAUUGUGAAAUAAUCAGUCAAGAUUAUGUCAGCAUCAAUUGUAAAACUUCAAGUGGAAGUCAAGGAUCUCAGACUGUUGGGGUUGUUGUCAAUUCAUACCAAGCUGUUUGUUUGAGUUCUUGCGACUUUCUGUUUGAUGUUUCUGUUACACCAUCGGUUUCAUCCAUUGAACCUAAUUCUGUGUCAUCAGAAAACACAGCUAUACACAUCACUGGAACUGGUUUUGAUGGAGAUUCAUCGGAUGUCAUGAUUGGUGAUUCAACUUGCGUUAUUGAUUCCAUAAAUGCAACUCACAUUGAAUGCACGAUAGCAGAGUUGAUUGCAGGAAAUUUUGAAACAAAAGUUCACAUUUCUCCUAAAGGAUAUGCUGACUUUGAGGCAUCUAACAUUGUCACUGGUGAAUCUAUUGCAACUUUGUCAGCAACAUCAGGUAGUGUGUUUGGAGGAUCUGUAUUCACUAUUGCCGGUCAUGGAUUCAACUCUGAUGACCUGUCCGUAACAUUUGAUGGUUCUGAUGCAGAGAUUAUGUUAAAAAUGAAUAAACUGCUUCUUGUCAAAACACCACCUGGUACUGCAGGAAAUAAAGAUGUUGUAAUUGUAUCAAAUGGUGUGACUUAUCCAACACUGCAAUUUACUUAUGAUGCUGCUUUGACUCCGUUAGUCACAAGCAUCUUGCCAACAUCAGGUGGUGUUGGAACUACUGUCACUAUAACUGGCACAAUGUUGAACGCGACAGCAUCAACUAAUGAGGUAAAAAUUGGGGAUGCAAUUUGUACAAUAACUUCAGAAACUGCAACGGAAAUUCAGUGUUCAACAGGAGAACCUUCAAUUGGUGGAGAGAAAGAAAUAACUGUAUUUGUUGGGGGUCAUGGAAACGCUGACACUACUUCUGUCACAUUUACUUAUGAUAUGGAAAUUUCUUCAUUUUCACCAGUGGAAGGAAGUUACGGUGGAGAAAAUACAAUUACAAUUACUGGAUCUGGAUUCUCUUCUGAUGCAACCGUACAUGUUGGAUACAGUAUAUGUGAGGUUGAUAGUGUUGUAUAUGGAAGUAUAUCUUGUACUUUAGAAGAGACCCCAUCACUUGUUGCCAGAGAUGAUGCAAUCGAAAGUUUUGAAGUACUUCUAAAUAGCUUUGAUAUCACUGUAUUUAAUUCUCUUCCACGAGAUGACUAUCAAGUGAUUGGACAAUAUGCCUCGGAUUGUAUUAAUUGUGAUACAUUGAUUUCAAAUUUGCCAACGUAUAGAAUAGGAAACGGAGAUGCAUUGAUGAAUCCUGUCAGUUACAAUCAAAUAAUGACUAAUGGUGCAGCUCAAAUUUCUGUAUGGGAGCCAGUACCCCCAUCAGAUAGUUAUGUAUGUUUGGGAAGUUUCAUUGUGACUGGUACGUCCCCUCCCGAACUGGAUGCAACCGCUUGCAUUCAUUAUAUGUUAGUUGAAGAAAGCACGCCGACACUUGAGCUUGAUGCAACAACACUUUAUAUAUGGAGUAUUACAGAUAGUCCUUUUGUUUUGUACACUGCUUCAUCUACUCCUCCAACUGUCUAUAAACUAAAAGAUAUGUCACAAGCUAUGUCAAAUAUGCAAUACCCCAUAACAAUUGACAAUGAUGGGACUGAAGUUAUGUCUGCAACAAAUUUCACUUUCAAAUCUGCAUUAACUCCUGUUGUAACAAGUGUGACACCUACACGGGGUGGGACAGGAGGAGGAACUCCAAUCACCAUUACUGGAACUGGUUUCAGUGUAGAUACUGCAGAUGUUUCUGUCACUAUUGGUGGAGUCGUAUGUGAUGUGACAUCUACUUCACUGACAACAAUUGAAUGUACAACCAAUUCUAGGAAUGGCUCCAUAGAAACUGCAGUUAUUGUAAAUAUCGCUGGCAAGGGUCAGUCACUGGAUAUAGGAGCCAAGUUUUACUACAUUGAUCUUUGGUCAUCAAUUUGGACAUGGGGUGGAAGAGGAAUACCUGGUGAUGAUACUUUUAUUGUCAUACCUGCUGGUAUGGAAAUCAUGAUUGACGAGAACACUGCCAUUCUAAAGAUGCUUUUAAUUCAAGGAGGAAAAGUAUUUUUUGAUGAAGCAGAUAUCGAACUCAAUGCAAAGAAUAUACUUAUUACAGAUGGAGGAGUUUUGCAGGUUGGCACUGAAGAUGAACCAUUUCAACAUAAAGCAAUCAUAACUCUUCAUGGACAUUUGAGAUCAAUUGAGCUUCCAAUCUAUGGUACAAAGACAAUUGCAGUUCGAGAUGGAAUGUUAGAUUUGCAUGGAAAAUAUGUCCCUGUGACCUGGACUUAUUUGAGUGCAACUGCCAAUGCUGGAACAAAUGUAAUCACAGUCGAUAAUCCUGUUACAUGGGAAGCAGGAGAUGAAAUUGUUAUUGCAAGUACAGGUCAUCGCCACAGUCAAGAAGAAAAUGAAAAACACACCAUUUUGUCUGUAGCUGGUGAUCAAGUUACUAUUACUUUGGAAACUGCAUUGGAAUUUGACCAUUUAGGUGUUGUAGAAACUAUGCCAGAUGGAACUGUUUUAAAAUCAAGAGCUGAAGUUGGACUUCUCACCCAUAAUGUUCUUGUUCGUGGGUCUAGAAACAUGGACUGGUCUGAAGACAUUCCUGCUUGUCCAGAAGGAUUUAACACUGGAGAAUUUGCCCAACAAACAUGCUUUCAGGGUCGUUUUGGGGAAGAAAUGGGAUCAGAUCAAUUUGGUGGACAAAUUAUGUUUCAUCAUCCUAGUCCUGAUGAGCAGAAAGCCUUCGGCAGAAUUUCCUAUGUAGAACUUAAUUAUAUGGGCCAAGCAUUCAGACUAGGACGUUAUGCGAUUCAUUAUCAUUUAAUGGGAGACAUGAACUAUAAAAAUUAUGUCAGAGGAUGUGGCAUUCACGAAACUUUUAACAGGGCUGUUACAAUCCACGAUACUCACAAAGCAUUGGUAGAGAAAAAUGUUAUAUUCAAUUCGAUGGGAGGAACAAUCUUUAUCGAGGAUGGUUUAGAAACAAAAAAUAAAAUUAUAGGAAAUCUGGUUGUAUUCUGUAGACAAAGUACUUCAUUACAAAAUGAUGACGUUACACCAGCAGCAUUUUGGAUCACAAAUGCUGAUAACAUUGUUGAAGACAAUGCAGCAGCUGGCGGAACUCAUUUUGGUUAUUGGUUUAGAAUGCACAAGCAUCCAAGUGGUCCAUCACAUACAACAUCUAUUUGUCCAAGAAAAGUAGCACUGGGUUCUUUUUCUAAUAACACUGCUCACUCCCAAGGAUGGUUUGGAGUUUGGAUAUUUCAGGAGUUCACUCCAAAAUCUGGAUCUUGUUGCUGGUGUGAUCAAAAUGAAAUAGCAGUGCUGACGGGACUGGAAGUUUGGAAUUGUGAGAAAGGAGCGGAGUUUGUACAAACUGGUUCCGUUAAAAUCAGUGAUUCAAAAUUUUAUAACAAUGACAAGGCGGGAGUUGAAGUUAAAAUGAUGAAACCUUUGGUAUGGGGAGAGACUGGACUGGAGAAUUCAGUC